AUGCCUAAGGCCGCUGCUGGAAAGCGCAAGACCGGUGAGAAGGCCAAGCGUGCCAAGAAGGACCCCAACGCCCCCAAGCGCGGUCUCUCCGCUUACAUGUUCUUCGCCAACGAGCAGCGCGAGAACGUCCGUGAGGAGAACCCCGGUAUCUCUUUCGGUCAGGUCGGCAAGCUCCUCGGUGAGCGAUGGAAGGCCCUCAACGAGAAGCAACGCGCUCCUUAUGAGUCCAAGGCCGCUGCGGACAAGAAGCGUUACGAGGACGAGAAGCAGGCUUACAACGCCGAGCAGGAGGAAGAGGAGUCUUCUUAG
Messenger RNA from Fusarium sp. VM40, 309 nucleotides. The record is from the annotation of a GenBank genome assembly. NCBI's taxonomy places the organism in Eukaryota, Fungi, Ascomycota, Sordariomycetes, Hypocreales, Nectriaceae.